This is a messenger RNA of Aplysia californica (California sea hare), 3995 nucleotides long. RefSeq names its product low affinity vacuolar monovalent cation/H(+) antiporter-like. Gene Ontology annotation, molecular function: calcium:proton antiporter activity. The record is from RefSeq and is a predicted model, not a curated record. The transcript has a single exon. Gene Ontology annotation, biological process: calcium ion transmembrane transport; intracellular calcium ion homeostasis. Gene Ontology annotation, cellular component: membrane; endomembrane system. NCBI's taxonomy places the organism in Eukaryota, Metazoa, Mollusca, Gastropoda, Aplysiida, Aplysiidae. The coding region runs from base 514 to 2778 and encodes 754 amino acids.
AAUAUUAAUAGUCCCAACCAGCCCUCUAAACCAGGGGGGGAAGAUAGAUUUGAAUCUUGUUUUUGUAGCUUGUUGUCCUUUGACUUACAAUAACUUUCAUGUAAUAAGAGAGAUAUCCUGCAUUCAGCAGGCUGCUAAGUAUUAAAGUUGAGGCUCCUCUCUCAUACAUCCAUAAAGUUUUGAAACACCAGUCUUCCACUUGCUAUUUUCCCAGAUUCUAUAAAACUAUCGUACAUUCUGGAAAUUCUAUGCAUACUUUUUAAUAUAGUGGUUUUGCAAAUUUCCUUAAGCCUUACGCAUUUAGUAUCUUGCUUAAAUAGAUGUGAUAUAGGCAGUUUUUGUGGGAUAGUGCCAUUCAGAAAAUUUCAAUACUCUUUCAUAGUUAAGGUAUAUUGAUGUUAUAGUAUUUUUCUCCUUAUCUUCUAUAUUUCCUAUUUAAGUGUAGUGUUUCUUUCACUUUCUGACACUUCGAGACGAGGUUUCAUCAGAUUUGAGCAUAGAUUAACCUCCAGUAUGGCAGCAUCAAACCACAAUCAAGUUGUUUCUUGGGACAAUGCCAUUGAGAUGGAAAAUGAUGAAGCUGUCGGGCCACCGCCUCCUAUAAGUCCGCAGAGAAAGAAUGUGAGCGAAACUUACAACUUUUCUAGCCCGAGCAGGUCGGGGACCACACGCCACAGAACCAGCAUGUUAUUCGAGACAGAGGCAGAGACCUCGAAUGAGUUUAAUGUUGUAGAAAAAGCGGAGAAUGAGGUGGAAGCUAAGAAAAUAUACAAUAACUAUCGGUUUGGGUUAAGAAAGUGGAAGAGUCACGUUUCUUCUCGGUCGAUUGAUUCCAGAUCUGAAAUUGUACAGUCUCUUUUUUCUGAUAUCAGUAGUUACACCCCAGUACGAGUGUCAACUUUCAGGAUUUCUAAUAUUCUUUACUUUCUUCUUGUUGGUUGGUGGUUGGCUUUGUUGUACUCGGUCAUUGGGGUUGUCAUGUGCUUCUCUGUUUUGGGUUUCAAACAUGGAAAAAUGUGUUUCCGACUUGCUCGCUACUUCCUAUGGCCUUUCGGGAAGUUUGUGUACCAAUCUGUGUUCAUAAAACCUUCAAUGAUCCGGGAAGAGAGUGAGACAGAUGGGCUGGGUGCUGUGCCGGCUUGUGAUCAUUCAGAAGUCACCCCAGUUCUUCCAGGCAGAAGAGAGGGAGAAAAUGACUUGCUGUUUGCUUGGUCACUCUCCUUCUGUCGUACCAAGAAUCAUCCGGGCACCUACCUGUGGUUCCUUGUGGGGCUGCCGGUGUUGUGGGUGGUUCAUGCUGUCCUGUUUGCCGUCUCCUGGUUCUUUGUUGUCACUAUUCCUAUAGCGAAGAUCAACAUCAAGACGAUGACCCGAGUUUUGUUCAUGCCUGCGGAUGAAGUACGAGUCGGAGAUUCUGGAGUGGGACUGAAGGAAGGCGGUCUCCGACGUAACAAGAUUAUUAUGUACACGCAUCAAGCUUUCAACGUCUACUACUACAAGUACACAGUGGAUGGGGUCAAUGUUAUUGUGGCCAACCUGCUUCUCUUUGUCAUCUUGUCUAUCGCCAUUGGUUAUGCUGACUCAAAGAAUGAGCUCACCAGCCCUAUUAUGAAAUGUAUUUUGAGCAUUCUCUCAAUACUUCCUGUCACUUACUACAUAGGCAUGGCUAUAACUAGCAUUUCAGCUGUGAGUAACUUUGCUGUUGGUGCUUUUUUGAACGCAACAUUUGGUUCCAUGGUUGAAGUUCUGCUGUUUAUCAUGAUGCUGAAGAAGGGUAGAGAUGAUAACGAGACUUGUUUUGUGGAGCUUGUCAAGUCAACACUAACUGGUUCUAUUCUGUGCUGCAUCUUGUUAGUUCCUGGCCUCUCGAUGGUCAUUGGUGGGCUCAAAUUCCGCCGGCAGAACUUUAAUCCCAAAUCUGCAAACAUCAGCUCAUCUCUCUUGUUUGUGGCUGUCAUCGGAGUGUUUGCACCCACCAUUUUUUCCAAGAUUUACGGAAACUUGGAAUGUGACAGCUGUGAGCCGCACAGUGAGGUAAAUGGAACUAUUAAAAACGGCACAGGUUUUCUUUGCUCUGGUUGUCGCACUGUCACGGUCGGACCAGAUAAUAACCAGAGUUUAUACAAAGCUCACGUUGAGCCCCUAGUCUACACCUGUUCCCUGAUUUUGCCUAUUGCUUACAUCAUCGGACUGAUCUUUUCCAUGAAAACUCAUACCGCAGAAAUAUUUGAUGAUUUUGAGAACCGCCAGCGAGACGAGGGGGCGGGGUCUCAUGGAGGAAGGGCGCAGUGGUCAAGGGUUAAAAGCACUUUUAUUCUCCUUCUUUGUGCUACGGCAAUAGCCUUGUCGUCUGAUCUCAUCUCUGCAAACAUCCCGCCUUUGCUGAACGCAUCUGGAAUCUCAGAAUAUUUUAUUGGUGUCACUUUGUUAUCUAUCGUCUCCAUGCUGGCGGAGAUUGUAAACGGCAUUCAGUUUUCCCUACAGAAUAACGUGAACCUUGCCAUUGAAAUUGGCAGUGCAGCGGCCAUCCAAGUGUGUAUGGUGCAGCUGCCGAUCAUUGUCCUAGCAAACCUAAUAUACCCCAUGGGCUUCAAUGCUGUAUUCAGUGAUAUCCAUUUAUGGGCCAUCGUGUUUGCUGUCAUAGUCAUCAACUAUAUUUUCCAGGAUGGAAAGAGCGAUUAUUUUCAAGGCUCCAUCGUUGUGUUUAUCUACAUUUUGUUGAUGGCCAUGUACUUUUUCACAGUAACCCCAGAGCAGGCUGUUUGCAAGUCACAGUGAUGAAAUAUUCACUGCUUGCAAUCGUGGAUUUUGAAUUAAAAAGUAAAAGAUUGGUCUGCCGUAAUGCUUCACUGCCUGACCUGUAGCUGUCUCUGUCUGUGACGUAGGGAUUAAGAGGAUUCUUCUAGAAGAACAGGACUGGCUCCGGACGGACUAACAAAUCUGUCACCGUGGUUUUAUGCACCCCGCAUAAUUUAGCAAAAAUUUAUCAUCGUUUGCAUAAUUUCUUGGGGGUCGAAGAAACAAUUGCCAGCUGGCUCAAAGCUUUUUUUUUAAGGUAGUCAGAGAAUAGUUGAAGAAUAUCAAUGGGUAACUCAGCUACAUGUAUUUUGUAUGAUGGCACAAACCUAUGUGUGUCGGAUGGAAUGUAAACCCUUUUCACAGUCGUUAUUGUUUAAGACUGCUUUGAAUACACUGACAUAUUAUUAUCCUUUUGACGAGAAUUAUUGGCUCCUGACAACAUUAAUUUUUAUUAUAUGAGAAUAAGUUAUAUCAAUGAUACAAUCCAUUUACGAUUUUAAUGAGCUGAGGGCAAUGGGAUUUGCCAUUAAAUAAAAUAAAAUUACACUAUGAAUUAAAUUCUGGUUCUAACCAUGAAAAAAUCCUUCAAAGUAACUGCUUAAAGACUUUUAUUGACUAGGAGAUGGGCCAGAACUAUUUUCUGUGGUAAUGGCAAGACAGUUUUGACAAAAAGUGGAGAUACUAGAUAGAUUAUACUCUUACACUCAACAGCACAAUUCUCCAAUGUAGUUAGCAAUGGCACUGGGAGUUGUUAAUACGUAAAUUGCACUUUUGUACCUGAAAAGGUUGACUGUGGUGUUGUAAUAACGAAAGGACAGCAAAAUAGCAAGUCUUGGCCUGUAGGCCUACUGCGCUACAUGUGUAUACAAAUGGAAUUCCUGGACAAACAGUCCAACUACUUUUCCAUUUUUUAUGCUUUUCAAAGAAUCUGAGGUAAGUUUGUAUGAAUUUUUGAGACUGAAAUAAUUGGUCAUUUCCUUUCUCAUGCGCAAAAAUAUAUUUGUUGAGGUAAAUUGUCAAUACAAAGUUUAAAAUCCUAUUUAUCCUUCUGCAGCAGGAGUUUUCUUCCUGUGUGUGUAUUUAAUUAAGAACUUGGAGUAUGGAUCUCUCCUUUUUACCCCUUACUUAAAGCAUAAAGCUGUCCCCGUCGUUUUAUGCUAGAAAAAUUCUGAAAUUAUGCAAACUGAGCCCAAAAA